Molecule: messenger RNA, 1911 nt
Organism: Trametes versicolor FP-101664 SS1
Lineage: Eukaryota; Fungi; Basidiomycota; Agaricomycetes; Polyporales; Polyporaceae
Exons: 4
Coding region: 1-1911 (636 amino acids)
Molecular function (GO): protein binding
Source: RefSeq, a predicted model, not a curated record
AUGGCCUCCCUGGACCUCCCCGAGCCCCCUACGCAGGCUACGAUUACCCAAGCUCGCGCGCAGCUCGUCUCCCUGCACGACACCUCGCGGCACCUCGAGGCGCGCAUCGCCGAGGCCCGCGACGUCCUCGCCCGCAUCGUCGACGAGCGCACCGCCGCGCUCCGUGAACUAGAGCGCGAGCUCGCCACGGUCGAGGACCGUGUCGCCCUCACCAAGGCCUACGUCUCGCCCAUCAAGCGGCUCCCGCACGAGCUCCUCCGCCAGAUCUUCCUGUUCAACUUCGAGGACUGCGCGUGGUCCGCGUGGGUGCUGUCCGCCGUGUGCGCGCUCUGGCGCAAGGUCGCGCUCGGGAUGCCGACGCUGUGGUCCAAGAUUCGCCUUGUUACGACACAGGCCUCUUCUGCCGAAACCAUACGUCUCUGGCUCGAGCGAUCCGGCCGCUCCAUCCCGCUCGACAUCGAGAUACUACUCAAGUCGCCGUCCGUACAUACCGGCGUGGUCGAGGGUGUCUCCCGCCGCAGAUACCUGUCUGUGCCUCAUGCUGCGGGUGACCCCUGGGUGGCUGGCGGGUGGACGACGCCGCCACCUCUGGUGCAGACAGCGGGCGCAGGUGGCACGGCUGUGCACCUGCAGAUAGGAGGCGCACACCCUACUGUGCACGUUGUCCCCGUGCAAGCUGUCGUCCCAAACGACGGCAUGGGUCCCGCGCCUCCGUCACCAACACAUACGCAUGAGUGGGACAUUCCGCCCCUCUCCACGUCCGACAGGAUGCCCCUGUCGACACAGCGACUGCGGAGAAAUAUGCACUGGGGACACAUCGCGUUCUACUACCUUGUCGAACAGAUGCACCGGUGGGAGCGCUUCAUAUUCCGAUUCGACAAGCAAUUCGCAUCCAUUAGCGCGCUCAAGUCUGUCGAAGGGGACGCGCCGAUCUUGCGGGAGUUUGAGAUCUCGUGUACGGACCCAGCCUUCUAUGGCGACUGGAAGUGGCUGCCGUCCGCGCCGGUGAACGCGCAAUUCGACAUCAGUAGCCUUCGGACCCUCACGCUCCAACACGUCCCGUUCAAGUGGUCUUCGCCGAUGCUUCGCAACUUAUGCCACCUCCAACUCCGCAGCCUGCCCACGGUCCACAUUGCGCUCGACCGGAUUCUCCACAUCGUCUCUGCGAACCCGCAGCUCGAAUCGCUCUCAUUGCACUUUACGUCCCCGAGCCAGCCCGUACUCCCUCUAUCCUCCGUCACGCUUAACGAACUCAAAAGCCUGAACCUUGGUGGGCACUACCUCCUCUCAAGCCUGCUCGACUCGCUCCUCCUCCCCGCGCUCGACACGCUCAUCCUGGAUAUCGAGGCCCGCGAUCCGAUCGAAGACACCGUUUCGCAGCUGCUCUCGCGCUCGGGCACACCCCCACUCACACGUCUUUCACUCUCUUACGGCGCCGCCCCGGGUCCGCACGCGGGCUUCUACUGGGGUUCCGGCGCGGGUGUCGCGUCAUGGCAUUUCCUGGGAGAGCUCGAUCACCUGGCGGCGCUGCACGUCGGCAGCGCGCCGCUCGAGCCGCUCAUCUCGGCCCUAAGCGCGCCGGACGAUGAUAACGGGCAAGACCGGUGGGUAUGCCCGCGCCUCACCACGCUCGCGAUGCGCGGCUGCCAUGCGCAUGGGGAUGGCGUCUCAAAACUUGUGCAGAUGGUCGAGGCCCGUAACCCAGAUGCGGGGAUGAUGGCGGGCGGCGGCGGUGUUGGGAUGGGGGCGCCGUUCGGGAUGACACCUACGCGGCUGCGGCACCUGGAGCUGUACGACUGCACGGCGCUGGGCCCGGACGUGACGAAGUGGCUGAAGACGCGGAUCGAGGAGGUGGUGUGCACGGAGCCGAGCUUCGAAGGGUACGUCGGCCGCCUCGUCGUCGUGCAUUGA